Molecule: messenger RNA, 3899 nt
Organism: Mobula hypostoma (lesser devil ray)
Lineage: Eukaryota; Metazoa; Chordata; Chondrichthyes; Myliobatiformes; Myliobatidae
Product: heat shock 70 kDa protein 12B-like
Exons: 13
Coding region: 899-3004 (701 amino acids)
Source: RefSeq, a predicted model, not a curated record
CCGGCAGGGAAGGAGAGCGCCGCGGAGAACCUCCGGCCACAGCGUCACCUAUCGGUGGGGAGCGGGGAAAAUGAGGACGCGAGUUCCGGAGUGAGUCCCAUACGGUUGUGGGAACAGUUCAGUGUUGGGGUGAGUGAAGUUAUCCCCUCUGGUUCCAGAGCUUGAAGAUUGAGGGGUAAUGAUGGUUGGUGAUGAAGCAUUUCAGCUCCUGUUCUAGAGAUGGCUUGCAUCCACUCCAGUUUACCUAGUGGAGCAACGGGUCCACAGCAGAUGCCAUCACGUUGGCCCUUCACUCAAUAUCUGGGCAGCAGAGCUCCGUACAUCAGGAUGUUCUUUAUUGAUUACAGCUUUGCACCCAAUACCAUCAUCCCCUCAAAACCUGGCCUCAGAACCUCCUUGUGCCAUUGGAUCCUGGAUUUCCUCACUUGCCGACCCCAGUCAGUUCAGAUCUCCAUCAGCACAGCUGCACCACAAGGCUGUGUGCUUAGCCCCCUCCUCUUAUUGCUUCACACCUAUGACUGUGUGGCUAAGCACAGCUCCAUAUACAAGUUUGAGGGUACAGAGAAGAUUCACUAGAAUGAUUCCGGGAAUGAGAGGGUUAACAUAUGAGGAACGUUUGUCCGCUCUUGGACUGUAUUCCUUGGAGUUUAGAAGAAUGAGGGGAGACCUCAUAGAAACAUUUCAAAUGUUAAAAGGCAUGGACAGAGUGGAUGUGGCAAACAACAGGAAUUCUGCAGAUGCUGGAAAUUCAAGCAACAUACAUCAAAGUUGCUGGUGAACGCAGCAGGCCAGGCAGCAUCUAUAGGAAGAGGCGCAGUCGACGUUUCAGGCCGAGACCCUUCGUCAGGACUAACUGAAGGAAGAGGAUCGCCCAGGAGGAGUGCCGGAAGCCUAUAACAUGAACUCAACCAUCAACACCCCCAUCGCGAAGUGGGCUCCAGACCCUAGAGAGGAGAAUCCGGCGAACAGAAGCCCGGGGAAUGGAUCUGCACUACAGCCGGAGACCUGUGCGAUUGCCCCCCUCACACCCAGAGUCUCACCGUGCUCCCCCCGUCGGGACGCCCCGCCCUCUCAGUCUUUCCUCGCGGUGGUCGCGAUUGAUUUCGGGACCACCGCCAGCGGGUACGCGUACUGCCUGGUCCGGGAGCCGGGAGCCAUUCAUAUGAUGAGGCGAUGGGAAGGUGGCGACCCAGGGGUGGCCAACCAGAAGAGCCCGACCUGCCUGCUGCUCACCCCUGAGGGCAGUUUCCACAGCGUGGGUUACACCGCCCGGGAUUUCUACCACAGCCUGAACCCCGGGGAGGCCUCGGAGUGGCUUUACUUCGAUAAGUUCAAGAUGAAGAUCCACACCUCAUCGGACCUUACCUUGGAGACAGAGCUGGAGGCUGUAAACGGCAAGACGAUGAAAGCUCUACACGUGUUUGCUCACGCACUGAGAUUUUUCCGGAUUCGGGCCCUGAAGGAGCUGGCUGAGCACUUGUGCCGAGAGCCGGAGGAGGGAGAAGUCCGCUGGGUGGUCACUGUACCGGCCAUCUGGAAGCAGCCGGCCAGACAGUUCAUGAGGGAAGCUGCCUACUUGGCCGACCUCACAUCCCCCGAGCACCCAGAGCGGCUGCUGCUGGUGUUGGAGCCCGAGGCCGCCUCCAUCUACUGCCGGAGACUGCGGCCCAACCAGCUGACAAACCUGAGUGCCAGCCCACGGACGCCAGAGCCCAGCCUCAACUCCAGCUUCAGGCAAGCUCGGGAGCAGCUGCGACGAUUCCGGAACAGUCGGAUCUUCCUGUUAGAGAGCGGCAUGGGAGAACUGUGGGCAGGAAUGGAGUCAGGAGACCGUUACAUGGUGGCAGAUUGUGGUGGCGGGACCGUUGACCUCACGGUCCAUGAGAUCGAGCAGCCGGCAGGGACGCUGAAGGAGCUCUACAAAGCCUCAGGUGGUCCAUACGGAGCGGUGGGUGUGGACCUGGCCUUCCAGGAGAUGCUGUGUCAGAUCUUCGGCUGUGACUUGAUGGAGGGAUUCAGGCUGAAGCGCCCGGCAGCCUGGGUGGACCUGAUGAUGGCGUUCGAGGCCCGGAAACAGUCCAUCUCGCACAAGCUCACCACUCCGCUCAACAUAUCACUGCCCUUCUCCUUCACCGAGUUCUACAGGAAACACAGGGGCGAGUGUGUGGAGGCCGUGCUGAAAAAGUGCAGCAACAAACUGAUAAAGUGGAGCUCACAGGGGAUGCUGCAGAUAUCGCCCCAAGCUGCGGACGAGCUCUUCCAGCCAACCAUCCGACUGGUGGUGCAGCACAUUGAGGCUGUGCUGCAGCGGCCCGAGGCGGCGGGCGUGCGCUCCCUCUUCCUGGUGGGGGGUUUCGCGGCGUCGGGGCGGCUGCAGCGGGAAGUGGAGCGGGUACUGCCCGAGGGCUGCCGGCUGUUGCUGCCGCAGGCCUCGGGGCUGAGUACGCUGCAGGGCGCCGUGCUGCUGGGUCUGGAGCCGGCCGUGGUGCGGCUGCGGCGUUCGCCCCUCACCUACGGUCUGGCCGUGCUGCGGCGCUUCGAGCCGGGCCGCCAUCCGGCCCACAAGCUGCUGGAGCGGGACGGCGUCCGUUGGUGCGCCGACGUCUUCGACCGGCUGGUGCGGGCCGGCCAGCCGCUGGCCCCCGGCGAGCGACUGCAGCGGCGCUACAUGCCCGCCCGGCCCGGCCAGCGCUCCGCCCGUAUUAGCCUCUACUGCGCCCCCGAGCCCGGGGUGCGCUUCGUCAGCGACCCCGGUGUCCGGCGCUGCGCCACCCUCAGCCUGGAUCUGGGCGUCGGCCCGGGGGACGAGCCGGUGGACGGGACCGGCCCGGAGGCUGAUCCGGGGGACCGGACCGGCCCGGGGUCUGAGCCGGGGCACGGGACCGGCCUGGCCCGCGAGAUCCGAGUCAGCCUCCAGUUCGGCGACACUGAGAUCAAGGUGACGGCCCUCGACAUCCUCACCGGUGCCGAGGUCCGCGCCACCCUCGACUGGCUGUCGGAAUGAGAGGGGAAAGGAAGUACUGACCCCACCCUCUCCCCUGCUACCCCCCGCCCCUCUCCCUCGCCUUUUAUACAUCCCGCUAAAUCCCCUCCCUGCCCUCCCCACCCACUGAAUCCUUAUCUCCUGCAUCCUGAAGAGGGUGACUCUCCACCACCCCGGCUGUCCUGAACAGGUAGUCUCAGUCCUUCUCUCUCUCUCUCUCUCUCUCCCUCUCCCGGGGCCUCUGCUGGGAUGGUCCUGAGGUAGCUGGGCACUCCUUAGGUACAGCCGGUCAGACAUCAUUGUACACAUCCUAACCUUGUCAUCAGUCAGUAUCUCACGCCAGGAAUUUUGCUUGUACACCCAUCCAUCCUGGUCUAAAUCCAUCAGACAUAGGAGCAGAAUUAGACCCAUCGAGUCUGCUCUACCAAUACAUCAUGGCUUAUUUAUUAUCUCUCCCAACCCCAUUCUCCUGCCAUCUCCUGGUAACCAUAGACACCCUGAUUAAUCAACCUCUUCCUUAAACAGAACCCAAAUCUGAACCAGAGCACCCAGGCUCCCACCUGCACAAACUGUCCUUCAGAAGGGUCUCAGUAUUGAUUUGGAGUCUACCCUUGCCCUGGUGAGCAGUUAGACCAACCCCUCUGAAACUGGAACCUCCCUGUCCCAGCUGCUUGGGAAGGCCUCAUUGCCUUGGACGUCCACAGUCGAAGAUGAUAUGGGUUAGCCCUCGCCCAUCGACGUUCCCCAUCAACAGAUUGGGGAUUGAGGAGAGGGAGGGGGAGCGGGAUGGGGGGAGCAAAUUAACACUUGGGUCAUCAGUCUCCUGGUGACCACUGAGUGCGUAGGAGGGCAUUGUAACGUGGUGCCACUGUUAACCUGACCUGUUAUUUAAAAUUUCUAUAUAAGUUUCUGACAU